AUGGCGCCCAAUUCACGGAAAAGAAAGAUUGCGACGCGUGAGUUGCCGGUGGAAAGUGCGUCUGAGGAGGAGCUAGCGGAGGGGCUUCUCGAGGGAAUUCUAUCGCACAGUGAAGACGAUUCUGAAGACAGCCAGGAUGAGGAUGUGCGUAGUGUAGUCAGUAGCGACAUCGAAGGAGGGUCUGACGUGGAUGAAGAUGAGGAAGACGAAGAUGGCGACCUGGAGAGCACCGAAGUUCCGUCCGACGGCGAGGAUGAGAUCCGAGAGCAGAUCCGCGGCCUGAAGACCACUGAUGGCUCCCUUAGCAAAAAAUUCUCGCAACUGACACACGAACUCGACGCCGAGCUGCGUGUUGGCCUGGAAGAUGAGCCAGUAGGCGAAGAGCUCGAACCCAACUACACUGUCACCACAGAUGCCAACGGCAACCCACGAUACCUCUACAAAGAAAUCGAGCCGGUUUACGACUCAGACGAAUCAGAUGCGCCAGAAACCACGAACACAAUUGGCAAUAUCCCCCUCUCCUUCUACGAUGCGUAUCCUCACAUUGGUUAUGAUAUCAAUGGCAAGAAGAUUAUGCGGCCGGCAAAAGGCGAGGCGUUGGAUGCCUUGCUCGAUAGCAUUGACAUUCCAAAAGGAUGGACAGGUCUGACGGAUCCAGCAACAGGCAAGCCGUUGGAGCUCACUGAAGAAGAGCUCGAUGUCCUGCGAAAGAUCACCAGGAACGAGUUACCAGAAGAGGGGUACGACCCAUAUCCUGAGAUGGUGCAUUACUUCACAGGCAAGGAAGAGAUUAUGCCACUGAGCGCCGCUCCCGAGCCAAAACGGCGAUUCGUGCCUUCCAAGCAUGAGGCGAAACGGGUGAUGAAGAUAGUUAAAGCGAUUAGGGAAGGUCGCAUCCAGCCGUACAAGCCUCCGGCCGAGGAGGAGGAAGAGGAACAGGACUUUAAAACAUAUGACAUUUGGGCUGACGAGGUCCCGCGGCCAGAACACUCUAUGCAUAUCCCCGCUCCCAAACUGCCUCCUCCAGGUUACGAUGAGAGUUACCACCCUCCCCCAGAGUACCUUCCAGAUAAGGAAGAGAAAGCCGCGUGGCAAGAGGCAGACGAAGAAGACCGAGAAAAGGACUACCUCCCGACAGACCACGAAGCCUUACGCAAAGUCCCGGGAUAUGAGCGAUUUGUCAAGGAGAAAUUCGAGCGAUGCUUGGACCUGUAUCUCGCACCUCGCGUGCGGAGGAAUAAACUAAACAUCGACCCAGAGUUGCUUCUACCAAAACUACCAAGCCCCGAUGAAUUAAAACCCUUUCCAACCACGUGUGCGGUUGUCUUCCGGGGUCAUGAAGGCCGGGUCCGCAGCGUCUCUGUUGAUCCCCAAGGCACAUUUCUUGCCAGUGGAGGCGACGAUGGCCAUGUCCGGAUUUGGGAGCUUUUGACAGGGCGCCAGGUGUGGAAUGUCAGGCUCUCGGACGAGGAUGCUGUUGACACGGUGAGGUGGAGGCCAGGAAAGGACGCAUCAGUUCUCGCUGCUGCUGCUGGAGAACACAUAUAUUUGAUCGUGCCAUUCUCGAUAUUAUCUCCUGACAUCGAGCAGAGUAGCCGCGAUAUUCUGGAUGCGGGCUGGGGUUACGCAGCAUCAAAGCCAUCGGCUACAACGAACGGAGCUCCUGCAAAGGAACCACCGGCCCGGUGGAGUCGACCUAGCACCCGGCUUGAAUCUAAGGGGGUUCUGGUUCAGACAACAGUUCGAUCGACUGUUAAAGUUGUUCACUGGCAUAGGCGAGGUGAAUACUUUGCAACAGUAUCGCCGCGUGGUCAAAGUAGUGCAGUUGCCAUCCACACCUUGUCGAAACAUCUCACCCAGCUACCAUUCCGCCGACUCAAAGGUCUAGCCCAGUCGGCCCAGUUCCAUCCGUCGAAGCCAGUCUUUUUCGUAGCUACGAAGAACUCUAUUCGCAGCUAUGACCUGUCAAGGCAAGAGCUCGUCAAGAUACUACAGCCAGGUGCCAAGUGGAUUUCAUCUUUCGAUGUCCAUCCCGGCGGCGACAAUCUCAUAGUCGGUACUUACGACAAACGGCUGCUUUGGCACGACCUGGACUUAUCCACCAAGCCUUACAAGACGUUACGCUAUCAUAAAGAAGCUAUUCGCGCCGUUCGUUUCCACCAGGGCGGUCUACCACUGUUCGCAGACGCCAGCGAUGACGGCAGUUUGCAGAUCUUCCACGGCAAAGUUGUGGGAGAUUUGAUGGAGAACGCCACGAUUGUGCCACUGAAGGUGCUACGGGGACAUCAGGUUAAGAGCAGAUUAGGGGUGAUGGACAUGGACUGGCAUCCGAGGGAACCGUGGUGCGUGAGUGCUGGAGCGGACGGGACGUGCCGAUUAUGGAGCUAGAGGCCACAGACUGGAUUGCAAUGUCAGGGGGUUUUGCGAGGCUAGAAAAAUGAAUAUCUUGAAGCAGUCCCCUUACAGUGCCCAGAUCUAGAUCUCUAGGCAUGGCGUUCGUGCGACUUGGGCAAUAGGACCUAUUUAUUUUUUUGGCAAUUGGGUUGGUUCGACACCACGCUAGACAUUGCGAU
Lindgomyces ingoldianus is the source of this 2573-nucleotide messenger RNA. RefSeq names its product ribosome biogenesis protein erb1. The transcript has a single exon. Gene Ontology annotation, biological process: ribosome biogenesis; maturation of LSU-rRNA from tricistronic rRNA transcript (SSU-rRNA, 5.8S rRNA, LSU-rRNA). Gene Ontology annotation, cellular component: PeBoW complex; preribosome, large subunit precursor. Gene Ontology annotation, molecular function: protein binding; ribonucleoprotein complex binding. Bases 1 to 2388 code for a protein of 795 amino acids. The record is from RefSeq and is a predicted model, not a curated record. Lineage: Eukaryota; Fungi; Ascomycota; Dothideomycetes; Pleosporales; Lindgomycetaceae.